UUCCGUCAAACGUGACGACGGUAUGUGUCCCGUGCAUCUGGCCGUCAUUUCCGGAAAUCUAAAUGUGAUACAGUCUAUUGUAUCCCUGACUGGGCGGCAGCAGCAGGACGUCGCGAACAAGGCUGGGUCGACACCCCUUCACCUCGCAGCACAAUACAACCAGCUGGACAUAGCCAAAUACCUGAUUGAAGAAAGGGUGAACAUUGGGGCGACUGAUAACGAAUCCAAUACUCCACUACACGUAGCUGCCUCAUUCGAACACGCAGAUAUAAUCCGAUUGCUGAUGGAGAAUGGAGGAAAGAUCAACGUUAAAAACCAGAAGGGUCAGAUACCGUUACAUCUGGCGGCUCGGAUGGGGCACAUGCAGUCGUUAAAGUAUCUCCUGGACCCUCGUCUCUUGAAACACGGGAAGGAGUUCAUGGAACUCAAGGAGGAGGAAAACGGGAACUUCUUCUUCAAAAAGCUUCAGCAUAUUUCAAAGCAAAACGGCAAGGAUGUGGAAUUCAAGGUCCGGAAAGCAGUAGAAGAUGUUAGAGAUAAGCUGGAGAAAGAGGCUAAAUCUGUUGAUGACAGGAUACCUACACAGAGAAUCUACCGGAUCGUACAGGCGCUCGGGCCCCCAGAAGAAGUUCAUGCCGAGGAACAGGAGAAGAAGGCUGCUAGACCAACCAGGACAUCAAGGGUUGCACCGCAUUCAGCAUCAUCUGAGACAGGGAACAAUUCAACAAAAUACGUGAAGGUGAGUGAGUGAGUGAGUUUGGUUUAUCGCCG
Haliotis rubra (blacklip abalone) is the source of this 771-nucleotide messenger RNA. RefSeq names its product ankyrin-1-like. The coding region runs from base 23 to 751 and encodes 242 amino acids. The record is from RefSeq and is a predicted model, not a curated record. The transcript is spliced from 7 exons. Gene Ontology annotation, molecular function: protein binding. NCBI's taxonomy places the organism in Eukaryota, Metazoa, Mollusca, Gastropoda, Lepetellida, Haliotidae.